AUGAUGAAUAAUCCAACAGAUGAAAUCGAAGUCUCUUCAUCAUCUAAAAACAUCAUAUCAGCUACACGCUCAUACUCAAUUCGUGUUACUCAGCAAUUAAAUUUAUUUUCUGAUAAUCCAUUUUGGUCAUCAACAUUAAGUGUUUCUGAACAAAUUCUUAGUACUCGACUUUUCCUUGUAUUAAUUUCAAUAUCUUUAUUAACUGUUAUUGGUUAUGCUAGUUUAACAAUUCGAACAUAUGAUGUAACUCUAAAUAAAUUUUCUUUAUCUGAUUUUGAACGACUUGAAGUUCUUUAUCGAAGUACAAUUAAAGCUCCAUGUACUCAAGUAUCAAUACCUUUUAAUAAAUUUUUGAAUUUAUCUUCUCAAUUUCAUCCAGUAUGUUCAAGUCCAUUUAUACGAAGAAAAUGGAUAUCUUCUUUAUUUCUUUUCAAUGUAACAUCUCAUAAUAUUUUGGAUUAUCGUACAUUUGCUUUUGCUCAAUAUCGUUCUCUUCGUUUACUUUGUCAUUUGUCACGUCGAGCUGUUAAUGAUGCAUGUCGUGCAUAUAAUACUACGCAUUUAAUUGAUCGUAAUGCUUUUUCACGAGUUCAAUUUAAUGAAAUAGCUUCUAUUCUUGUUGCUAAUCUUAAAAGAAAUGUUUUGACUAAUGAAAAACGAACUGCAAAUGUAGUAUCGAUGAUAACAGCACAGAAUCAAUUAUUAUCAGCUUUACGUACAAAUUAUUACAUUCAUUCUGUACCUGGCUCAAGACAAUAUUUAACAUAUAAUGCAGUUUAUUUAGAACAAAAUGGAACAGAAAAAUUAUCUUGUGAUUGUAGACUAAGAGGAAAUCAAUGCACAUAUCCAGCUGGUGCUUUUUAUAAUUGGUCUUUACCUGAGCUAGGAAAACCAGCUAAAAAUGAUCCACCACCUGAAUUUCAGAUUCCUGGACUGAUGGCUGGAUGUAUGCCACUUGAUUCCAUACGUCAAUCAACUCUUGAAUGUUUAUAUAAUCAAUCAUGUAUAAAUGCAAUAUCACUUCAACCAAAAAUUUCUCAACCAAAAGCUUUGAAUACAUCUUUAUCUGGAUUUCCAAUAAAUUCAACAAUAGGUUCAAUGUUUGAUGAAUCUUUAUUUGUUGAAUUUUGGCAAAAUCAAUCGAAUUUUGAAAAUUAUUUCGCUGCUUGUGCACCUCAAUCACUUUCGUAUAGUUAUGAAAGUCGAUUUCAUAUUGGUACAAUUAUUACUAUGAGUGUUAGUGCUUUCGGUGGUCUUGUUCUUGCUUGGCAAUUAAUUACGCCAGCUCUUGUUCACAUUUGGAAACGAAUUCAAUGGAAAAAACUACAAACUCGUAAAUUUACAACUGCACAAAAAACUGAUGUAGAGAUAGAAAUUACGAAAAUGGUACCAAAACCAAUAAAUAAAGCUGUCACUGCUCAUGUUCAUCGAACAAUUCAUAAUUUUAACUUAUUUCCAUCAGAUAACAAAAAUGAUUUAGAGAAAGAAUGUAUUGGCAUCAUUGCUACUCGUCUUUAUAUUUUCUUAACACUUGUUGGUCUUAUAAUUCUUGGUUUUUAUACAUCUUUUUCAAAACGUGGUCAUACAUUUACAGUUGAAUGGCCUUCACUUUUGCAAUUUGAAGAACUACAUUCAAUGCAUUCGUCAACAUUGAAUUGUCCAUGUUCACGUUUUUCAAUGUCAUAUGCUCGAAUAAUGUCUCUCUCUCCACGUUAUCAUUCGAUAUGUUCAAGUGAAUAUCUUGAAGAACAUUGGUUAUCUUAUUUUGGUCAUGUCGAACUUGAUGUUGAGAGUAUUUUAUUUUUAUCAACUGAUUUUCGAGUUAGUGGUCAAUCAUUUUUUGAUUUAAUGCGCAUAUUAUGUGAAACAUCACGCGAAACAGUUGAACAUGCAUUAAGAAUAUUUCAAUCGAAUCGAUUAGUUACAAUGAAUGCAUUAUCACGUUCACAAUUUAAUAUUGAAACUAUGACACGUAUGAAACAAUUUGAAAAACGAACAAUAACUUCUUUUGUUGAUCUGAUCGAAUUAGUUCGUUCAUCAAUUCAAACAAAUCAAUUAGCUGAUGUAACUUGGACAAAUGUUGGACCUUUAUCACAAUAUAAUAAUGAAACAUCCAAAUGGUCAUUUCGUUUUCGAUCAAGAAAUUUUUAUACUAAUUCAUGUUCAUGUGCUGUAUCAAAUCAAUGUACUCGUUCUGUUGGUUUUUAUUUUCAAACAGAUACAAUUCGUUCUCAACCUAAUAUAACUGUACCUGGUCUAGUUCUUGGUUGUUAUACCAUUGAUUCUCUUCUUUUGUCUACAUUAGAAUGUUUUUACGAUAAACAAUGUGUUAAACUUGUUGUUGAUAGUUACGACUUUGAUGUUGUUGGUUUAGUUCGACCAUUAAACAGUCAUGCUGUUCAAAUAGAACCACUUCGAAAUGAGAAUAGUCGUUUUUAUCCAAAUACAACAAUAAAUGAAAUUUUUUCACAAUUAUUUGUAGAAGAUUGGAUUAAUUCAAGUAAUUUUACAUCAUAUUAUACACGAUGUGCACCUACACAAUGUACUUAUACUAUACGAGAACAUAUUAGUCUGACUUAUAUGUUGACUAUGAUGCUUGGAUUUUAUGGUGGAUUAAGUGCUAUUUUAGAAAUAGUUUUACCGCCGAUUGUUAAGGUAAUUUUACAGCAAUGGUCAAAACGAAAAAAACGAAUACAAUUAGACAAUCUUAAUAAUAUCACAAUAGAUACAAUAAUGGAUUCUUCAUCAAAAGAACCAUCUCAUUCUUCUAAGAAUACUUCUGAAAAAUUGUUAUCAUUGAACUUAUUUGAGAGCAAGCAAUCUUCGACAGAGAAACGAUUUCUACAUGAAGAAAUCAUUGCUACUCGCAUUUAUAUAUUUCUAUUCCUAUUAUGUUUAAUUGCUACCAUUAUUUAUUCUGGUCCAUUCAGUAAUGAAACAAAAUUGAUCGAAGUAAAAUCUCCAACAAUGAAUAUUGUCAAUGAUCUUCAUCAGAAAAAUAUUUCAAGUCUUUCAUGUCCUUGUUCAAAAGUAGCUAUUCCUUAUUCGAGAUUUCUAUCAAUAAAACCAGAUUAUCAUUCAAUAUGUUCAAGUGAAUAUGUUUCUCCAUUAUAUAGUAUUAAUUUAUUAAACAAAAAUGAUAGUUCAUCAUUAGCAUUAAGCACUCACUAUCGUGUAUUACGUUCACUUUGUCAAUCAUCUCAUCGUUUUAUCGAAAAUGCUGAAGAAGUUUUUGGUACUCGUGAACUGAUUAGCAUAGAAACAUUAACUCGCUCUUCAUUUGAUUUUCAAAUACAAGCGUUAAUUUCAACAUUCAUUUCUCAAACUCCAGCUGAUUAUCGUCGAACACUUUCAUUUAUAGUUAAUUCAUUUAGUACUAAUCAACUAUUACAUCUUUUUACAAGUAACUGGCAAAUUAAUUUUAGUGAUGAAAAUGAAAAUUAUAUAAUGAAAACAUUUCCACAACAUUUUUCAUCAUCAAACUGUAGUUGUGCAAUAUCAUCAAAUUGCAGUGAACAAUUAACAGAUGAUAUUCUUACUGGUUGUUUUCCUUAUUAUGGAUUUCGUUUAUCGAAAUUUCAAAAUUUAUCAUUAGGAAAAUUAAGUGAUGAUUUAUUUAUAGAAACAUGGAAUAAUAAAAGUAAUUAUACAAAUUAUUUUGAAGCAUGUCAACCAUUAGAAUGUCGAUAUACAAUAUCGGAUAAAAAUAAUUCCAUAUUUAUAUUAACAACACUUUUAGGAUUAUACGGAGGUUUGAAAUAUUUUUUACGUUUGUUUACCGAUCAAUCAUUACUUGCUUAUCGAUGGUGGAUUAAAAAUUCAUUGAAAGCAACAAAUACAAUCGAAAUUAGCUGA
Rotaria sordida is the source of this 3855-nucleotide messenger RNA. The record is from the annotation of a GenBank genome assembly. NCBI's taxonomy places the organism in Eukaryota, Metazoa, Rotifera, Eurotatoria, Philodinida, Philodinidae.